AUGGCCAAACUAUUCAUUGGCGGCCUCGCAUGGCACACUACCGAUGAAACUCUUCGCGACGGGUUCUCUCAGUACGGAACUAUCGAAGAAGCCGUUGUCGUUAAGGAUCAUGACACUCUGCGCAGCCGCGGUUUCGGUUUCGUCCGCUUUGCCAGUGAGACUGAGGCAGAGACAGCCAUGAACGCCAUGAACAACCAAGAGUUCGAUGGUCGCAUCAUCCGUGUUGACAAGGCUUCGGAGAGACCCAAUCCCCGCAACGGAGGUGGUUUCCAGGGUCGCGGUGGCUACAACCGACCGGAAGGACAGGCCUACCGUGGGGGUGGUGCCGGUGGCUGGCGCCAGAACCAACCCUCUGGUCCUUGA
Aspergillus calidoustus is the source of this 363-nucleotide messenger RNA. The record is from the annotation of a GenBank genome assembly. NCBI's taxonomy places the organism in Eukaryota, Fungi, Ascomycota, Eurotiomycetes, Eurotiales, Aspergillaceae.